Molecule: messenger RNA, 249 nt
Organism: Perkinsus marinus ATCC 50983
Lineage: Eukaryota; Perkinsozoa; Perkinsida; Perkinsidae
Product: dna repair protein rad51, putative
Exons: 2
Coding region: 1-249 (82 amino acids)
Biological process (GO): DNA recombinase assembly; mitotic recombination; DNA strand invasion
Molecular function (GO): DNA strand exchange activity; ATP binding; double-stranded DNA binding
Source: RefSeq, a predicted model, not a curated record
AUGUUUACGAACCCGGCUAAUGCGACUAAGCCUAUAGGGGGGAAUAUACUGGCACAUAGCAGCCAGACUAGGCUGCAGCUUCGGAAGGGACAAGCCUCUGAGAAACGUAUUCUGAAGAUAUACGACUCGCCGUGUCUACCAGAAUCGGAGUGUGCAUUUUCAAUCACUGCAAAUGGCCUUGCUGACUACGUCAAGCCACCGCAGAGGGAUGCCUAUGAGCAGGAGAAGAGGAAAGGGUAUAAAUAUUAG